Aspergillus glaucus CBS 516.65 is the source of this 2591-nucleotide messenger RNA. It is a transcript of the gene pmt1, whose product is annotated as protein mannosyltransferase 1. Gene Ontology annotation, cellular component: membrane; endoplasmic reticulum. Gene Ontology annotation, biological process: protein O-linked glycosylation via mannose. The coding region runs from base 237 to 2552 and encodes 771 amino acids. The transcript has 2 exons. Gene Ontology annotation, molecular function: dolichyl-phosphate-mannose-protein mannosyltransferase activity. NCBI's taxonomy places the organism in Eukaryota, Fungi, Ascomycota, Eurotiomycetes, Eurotiales, Aspergillaceae. The record is from RefSeq and is a predicted model, not a curated record.
ACCUCUUGUUUUGUCAUGGCGAAUCGCGUCUUGCUUCAAUACUCUCAUUAAUUAACGUCUUCUUUUGUGCUGUCUGCUUUAGUGUCGGACGGUUGAGAGCUCCCCUGGUGCUGGAGCCUACUAUCUACCAACCUCUCAUCCUUUCCUUUCUACCACGACAAUUUCUUAAUCUCCUUCCUUUCUAUACCAAUCGUUCCCUACGUACUGAUUGACCUGCUUUGUGAAACCCCCCGAAGAUGAUGACCCGAUCCCGGGACACCUUGGAGGUGAAACCUCUACCAAAGUCCGGGCGCUCUCCCAGUCGCUCUCCGAAUUCCAAGAAUCGCAAGAAGGAAUCGGCAGGAAGCUCGAGCUAUGCGUCGGAUGGCGUUACGGAUAACAACAUUUUCGCAUUGCCCACAAAGGACUACCGGGUCCUCGCGUUUAUCACAAUAGUCGCGGCGGUGGUCCGUUUGUUCAGAAUUUACCAGCCCUCCAGCGUUGUUUUCGAUGAAGUCCACUUCGGUGGUUUCGCGUCGAAAUACAUUAAAGGCCGUUUCUUUAUGGACGUGCAUCCCCCGCUUGCCAAACUUCUUCUUACACUUGCAGGAUGGCUCGGUGGUUUUGAUGGAAACUUCGACUUUAAGGACAUUGGCAAAGAUUAUCUUGAGCCCGCCGUUCCCUAUGUUGCUAUGCGUAUGCUUCCGGCGGUUAUGGGUGUGCUUACGGUUCCAUUGCUGUUCCUGACCCUUAGAGCAUCCGGAUGUCACACCACGUCCGCCGCGAUGGGUGCGGGAGUUUUGGUUUUCGAAAAUGCGCUCGUCACUCAAUCCCGCUUGAUCCUUCUUGAUGCGCCCUUGGUCUUUUUCACCGCACUCACGGCUUUAUCGUUCACUUGCUUUACCAACCAGCAAGAGCAAGGGCCGUCGCGCGCCUUCGGUGGGCUAUGGUGGUUCUGGCUUUCUGCCACUGGUCUAUGCUUGGGUGCGACAUUAAGCGUCAAGUGGGUUGGACUCUUUACGGUUGCUUGGGUUGGUUCCCUUACAAUUCUUCAAUUGUGGGUGCUCCUUGGAGAUACGAGAACCGUUACUGCUCGCGUUUGGUUUAAACAUUUCUUCUCCCGGGUCUUUUGUCUUAUCAUCAUUCCCAUCGGAUUUUAUUGCGGAAUGUUCGCAAUUCAUUUCAUGUGCUUGGUAAACCCAGGAGAUGGAGAUGGUUUCAUGUCAUCUGAAUUCCAGGCAACGCUGAACUCUAAAACGAUGCAAGACGUCCCCGCUGACGUUGUGUACGGCUCUCGGGUCACACUUCGCCAUCAAAAUACCCAGGGUGGAUAUCUGCAUUCCCACCCGCACAUGUUCCCCACCGGAAGCAAACAGCAGCAGAUCACUCUGUAUCCACACAAGGACGAAAACAACAUUUUCGUGCUCGAAAACCAGACCCAGCCUCUUGGUCCUUAUGGAGAAGUCCCCGGGAUUUUUGCGUGGGAUAACAUCACUGCUGAGAACAUCUAUGAUGGCGCGGUUCUCCGGCUGUACCACCCGAUCACUCACAGAAGACUUCACUCGCACGACGAGCGACCUCCUGUGACUGAUGUGGACUGGCAAUUUGAAGUCUCUGCCUACGGAUUUGAAGGAUUCGCUGGCGACGCGAAUGACCUCUUCCGAGUUGACAUCGUCAAGUCCGCAUCCCAGGGUGAAGAGGCCAAGAAACGGUUGCGGACCAUCGAAACCAAGUUCCGACUUGUUCAUGUUAUGACUGGUUGUGUCUUGUUCUCCCACAAGGUCAAAUUGCCUGAAUGGGGUUGGGCUCAGCAGGAAGUGACCUGCGCCAGAGGCGGCAGCUUGCCCAACAGUCUCUGGUACAUUGAGUCGAACGCCCAUCCAAUGCUCCCCGCAGACACAGAGAAGGUCAACUACAAACACCCUGGCUUCUUGGGCAAGUUCUGGGAACUUCAGAAGGUGAUGUGGACCACCAACGCUGGUUUGACCGAAUCUCACAACUGGGAUUCUCGUCCCCCGUCGUGGCCAACGCUGCUCCGCGGCAUCAACUUCUGGGGCAAAGAUCACCGCCAGAUUUACCUCCUUGGUAACCCAUUCAUUUGGUGGUCGUCGACUGUGGCAAUUGCAAUCUACUUCAUUUUCAAGGGCAUUUCCAUCAUUCGGUGGCAGCGACACUGCGGUGACUACCGCAACGUCAACUUCAAGCGAUUCGAUUAUGAAAUUGGCCCCAACGUGCUUGGAUGGUUUUUCCACUACUUCCCAUUCUUCCUUAUGGCCCGUCAACUGUUCCUUCAUCACUACCUCCCGGCGCUUUACUUUGCUAUUCUUGCGCUCACCCAAGAAGUCGACUUCCUUGCAAACCGUAUCAAGAGCUUGGGUCUGCCCUCUAAGCCAAUGAUUGGCAAGCUGCUGAUGGGCGUUUUCCUUACUUUGAGUAUCUUUACAUUCACGCUCUACUCUCCGCUCGUCUACGGCAACCCCUGGACGCAGGAUGCCUGCAGGAAAGUGAAGCUUUUGGACUCCUGGGACUUUGACUGCAACACCUUCCACACCGACGUAAGUCCUCCAGCAUAGACAAAACCUCCGCGACGGAGAUCCUAGGCGCAUCGCAUC